Messenger RNA from Didymodactylos carnosus, 1374 nucleotides. NCBI's taxonomy places the organism in Eukaryota, Metazoa, Rotifera, Eurotatoria, Philodinida, Philodinidae. The record is from the annotation of a GenBank genome assembly.
AUGGGUUUGCUCCAGGCAAUUAAUUUAUUAUUGGCAUGUGUUAUUGGCAGUGGAAUAUUCAUUAGUGCAAAAACUGUGCUGGAAUACUCUGGCAGUUAUGGUCUAUCGAUUCUAGUAUGGAUAUUUUGUGGUCUAUUAUGUAUUAUGGGUGCUCUCUGUUAUGCCGAAUUAGGUUGUGCUUAUGUUAGUAGCGGAGGAGAUUACACAUACUUAAAAACAGCAUUUGGUGAUUUUGCCGGUUUCGUUCGUGUGUGGAUCGAAGUUGUUUUAUCCCGUCCUAUGAUCGUCGUUCUUAGUGUAUUAACAGCAUCAAAUUACCUAGUCUACUGGUUUUAUUCCACUUGUCCGCCCCCAGUAUCUCUUGUCAAAUGUUUAUCAUCGUUUCUAUUAUUAAUUGUUGCCGCCAUUAAUUUAUCAUCGGCUGUGUGGACCAAUCAUUUGCAUUCAGUUUGCAACUAUUUUAAAAUAGGUUCAUUAUUAAUCGUUGUUGGUGUCGGAAUUUAUCAAAUAUUUCGUGGAAGAACAGAGAACUUUCGUGAUCCAUUUGAAAAUAGUUCUUACAGUAAAAUAACAAAAGCAUUAUAUGCUGGUUUAUUUCCUUACUCUGGUUGGAAUUAUUUGAAUAAUGCUAUUGAUGAUUUGAAAAAUCCUCCAAAAACGUUGCCCCGUGCAAUUGUUAUAUCAUUAUUAUUGUGUAUAUUCAUUUAUUUACUUACAUUUAGUUCAUACUUUACAGCUCUUACACCCUAUGAGAUUCUUAUAUCGGAUGCCACUGCUGUGUCAUUCUCUGAACGCGUAUUUCCGGUACUUUUGUAUGUCAUACCAAUUGGUGUGACAAUGUCUUGUAUUGGUGCCGCAAGUGGAAAUAUAUUUACCAUCGGUCAAAUGUUUAACGUUGCCGGACGUGACGGUCUUAUGCCGCAUAUUAUGGCCAUGAAACACUAUAAAUCCAAUGUACCAAUGAUUGCCAUGCUAUUUGAAGUUAUCGUUUCAUUCGUUUUCUUGUUUUUCAUGUCAAAUAUUGAUCGUUUAAUUAUUUGUUGUGGUAUGAUCAAUUGGAUAGGUAUAUUACUUGCUAGUGUCGCACUCAUUGUACUUCGAUAUACUCAACCAGACGUUGUCCGUCCAAUUCGUAUCCCAUUAUUUGUACCGAUACUCUUCAUCCUUAUUCUUAUUGUAUUGAUCGUAGCUAGCGCAUGGACUGACUCAGAAAAUAUUACCACGUCAUUAAUUUUAUUGUCAACAGCUAUACCAGGUUACAUUAUUGGUGUGAUGUGGAAGAAAAAGCCCACAAGUUUUACAAAACAAUAUAAUAGUUUUGCCAGAACAUUACAAAAACUAUUUUUUGUUGUUACCGAUGAACAUGUAGAAUGA